AUGGCCCCCGCCCGCCGUCCCGCCGGAGCGCGGCUGCUGCUGGUGUGCGCGGCUCUGCAGGCCGCCGCCGCGGACCUCGGCUCCCCGGAGCCGCCCUCGCCGCCCGCCCGCCCCGCCGCCGAGAGCCCGCCGGUAAGACGCGGCCGCCCCUGCCCGCGCCGCGCCGCGCGUGCCCGAGGCCGGCGGAGGCGCGCUGGCGCGUGCCCGAGGCCGGCGGAGGCGCGCUGGCGCGUGCCCGAUGCAGCGCGUACCCGAGGCCGGCGGAGGCGCGCUAGCGCGUGCCCGAGGCCGGCGGAGGCGCGCUGGCGCGUGCCCGAGGCCGGCGGAGGCGCGCUGGCGCGUGCCCGAGGCCGGCGGAGGCGCGCUGGCGCACGGGGCGCGCGGGGCGCGGGCCCGGGCCGGAGCGAGGAGUGCGUCGGCCGCAGAUGGGUGCCUGGGAGGCCCGGGAGCCGGUAUCGGGACGGGGGUCGGGGUGCGGCGCCCGGAUCCUGCAGGGCCGCCCUGACAGCCCUUGAAGGCUGCUUCCUGCAAAGCAUGCUGCGUGGUACUGGCAGGAAGACAAUCUGGGGGCUGGCUGUGUUCCAGGAGCUCAUCACGGAGCAAACACACAGCGUCGACCCCCGGGACGCCUGGAUGCUGUUUGUCAGGCAGAGUGACAAGGGCGCCAACGGCAGGAGGAGGAGCAGGGACAAGGACAGGGGGCUGAAGCUCGGCCUGCCUGGGCCCCCUGGGCCCCCAGGACCCCCAGGACCUCCCGGUGCCAUGAUUGCACCCGAAGUGCUGCUGGAGGAGUUCUGCCAGCUGUUGAAAGGCGACUCGCAGCAGCGCGAACCCGCGGGGCCCGCGCGCUGCCCGCGAGGCCCCGCCCAGCCGGCCUCCGCCCGGGCCGACGACGCGGACGCGGGAGCCCUGCUGCAGCUGCUGGCCGCACCCCCGACCCCGGCCCCGAGGGCGUCCCGCGUGGAGGCUGCUUUCCACUGCCGCCUGCGCCGGGACGCGCCCGUGGAGCGGCGCGCGCUGCGGGAGCUCGGCGCCUACCACCUGCCCGACGCCGAGGGCGCCUUCCGUCGCGGCCUGGGCCUGAACCUGACCAGCGGCCAGUACACGGCGCCGGUGGCCGGCUUCUACACGCUGACCGCCACGCUGCACGUGGCCUUGGCCGGGGAGCCCAGGCGGGGCCCGCCGCGGCCCCGGGGCCGCCUGCGCCUGCUCGUCUGCAUCCAGUCCCGGUGCCAGCGCGACGCCUCCUUGGAGACCGUCAUGGGCCUGGAGAGCAGCAGCGAGCUCUUCACUGUCUCUGUGAGCGGUGUCUUGUACCUGCAGAUGGGUCAGUACAUCUCUGUCUUCUUGGACAACGCCAGCAACUCCUCCCUCACGGUGCGCAGCAGCUUCCACUUUAGUGGGGUCCUCCUGGGCGUGUGAGCGGCCGCCCCAGGCUCGCCUUCAUCUCGCAGAUGGAGCAGACCCAGAAGCCUACCCAGCCUUGGGCCAAUGCAGGGGGAAUCUGCCCGGAACUUGGCCCAGAGCUGGCCACGACAGGCCAGGUGGUCCUGCAGGGGUCACUCACAGCCAGCGGUCCCAGAACUAGUGACUUCAGGAUGCCAUGUGAGCCGAGCCGCCAGUGUGCCUGGAGAUGCCCAGCGUGCCUGGCCGCACCUGCUUCUCCCCAGCUGCACACCUAGUUUCCUCAAGCCUCAGAUUCUUUCCUUGGCCUGGCGCAACCUUUUCCAGAUUUAGCACUCACGGCCUGCAGGGGGUCCUGGCAGGAUCCUGCCCUGCAAGGGGAGUGACCCUUGCUCAGAGGGGGUCCAGACCAUCUUCCCAACCAGCAGUGACCACUCCCUGUCCACCCAGGCAGCUGCUCUUCUGUCUCCCUCUCUCAGCUAUACCUCUCCUUGCUGGUGGACAUACAAGACAUACUGUGGACCCUGGCACAGCAGGACAGACUUUGUAGGAGGCAGUGCACCUAGACUUGUCAAGUGCACUCAAGAUGAGCCACCAAGUCCCGCCCAGCCUUCCUGAGGGAACCGCACAACCCCGCUCCCCUCCCAGGGCUCUGGACUGGCUGCUACCAGGAGGGGUAGCAUCCCGAGGUCCUUCCAGCCAACCUGCAGCUGGUGGGGUGAAGCCCAUGCUUCCCCUAGGCUGGGCCCUGUGACCUGGUGGGCGUGGAUGGCUCUAGGGGUCCUUCCUGUUUGAGUGAGUGUGGUGCUGGCCACACUGGCGGAGGCAGUGCUGAGGAUGGAGAGAGCAGUUUCCAGAGGGGAUGCAAUGUUAUUUAAGCUCGAAGCCCCCCAACAUUUCCCAAGGACAGGACUGGCCCCUGGGGCUGGCAAUAAUGACAAGGCCCCCAGCAACACCCUCAGAGCCCACUGCCUGCUGAGCAGCUGACCCUCAACCCCAACACAGCCAUAGGCUGAGGCAUCCAGUGCUGGGAGACCCCUCCCCCCCAGGUGUCCAACUGGCCUGGUGGCAGGGGUGCUAAAGUCUGGGAGAAGGGGACGAUGGCCAGUCCUGUGACCUUCCAGCUGGCCCCUGGACCAUGUGACCACAUCCAGGCUGACCCAACCAGCAGCCUUGUCCACACACUAAACUUAAAACUUCUCCCCAAGCCAAAGCAAAGACACGGCACAGCAGACAACCACUGUGCCCAUGGGCAGGCCGGCCAGAUUCUCAGUAGGGCUCAGACCCGCCCUACCAGGAAGAACCCACAAACCCUGAUAAGGGGGUGGUGGAGCCCCGCUCUCCUCAGGAUUCUACCGUGUAUCCAGCGGGCACAGACACUUUAGAGAAGUUAUCUUUUCCCUUGAAAAGCCACAUGGGCACAUAUCUCGCCUCACCUGUGUGUUGCGCAGCAUGUGGGGGGAGAGAAUCUCACUUUGAUGAGUAAUGUGAACACAGGCUGUGGAAAUAAAGGGCCAAAUGAGGA
Molecule: messenger RNA, 2929 nt
Organism: Dipodomys spectabilis (banner-tailed kangaroo rat)
Lineage: Eukaryota; Metazoa; Chordata; Mammalia; Rodentia; Heteromyidae
Gene: Erfe
Product: erythroferrone
Exons: 8
Coding region: 1-1422 (473 amino acids)
Biological process (GO): positive regulation of D-glucose import across plasma membrane; negative regulation of gluconeogenesis; positive regulation of insulin receptor signaling pathway
Molecular function (GO): hormone activity
Source: RefSeq, a predicted model, not a curated record